AUGGAAUUUCUCAAAAUAGCAAGGCUUGACAGCUGGACCUUUGAAGGAAGUAACCUUUGGUCUCCUUUGCCGGGAUACCCUGCAUUCGGAGGACAGUUGGCAGCACAAUCCCUUGCGUCUGCAUUUUCAACCGUCAGCUCGGAUUCAGUCCCGGUUACAAUGAACAUUCUGUUUAUUAAUCGAUGUAAAUCUGACAAAAAGGUUAGGUAUUCGGUUAAAAAUCUAAGAAAUGGUAGUAUCAUGGACAUGAGGCAGGUAGAUUGCUAUCAGGACGAUGUUUUGAUAUCUAGUUCUCAUAUCAGCUUUAGCAGGCCGGAUAACAAUUCCCAUGACUACGAAAGUCCCCCGUAUACAGCUUAUGAUGAUGAAUUUAUCCCGUUUUCGGAAUAUAUAUCAAGGUCCCUUGCCAACACCUCGACAAACCAGGCAGAGAUAGCCGUCAAGUUCCAGGUUCUAUAUGAAAACAUGUUGAUGCUGUUCAAGGUGUUGGAUGUGGAUGUAGGGAAAGAGAAUAAGGACAUGAGACAAAUCCGUAUUAGAAUAAAAGAAAAACCUGAGAGUAUGGUCGAGAAGGCUUCCCUUAUCACCUUAAUUACCGAUAUACUACUAAUGGAAACUGCUCUCAUAACGUCGAAUCUGUCUCUAUUCUCCAAGGAUCUAUCUCUAUUGACUUCUUUGAACCAUGUAGUGAACUUUGUGAAUCUUGAAAAAAAUAUUGAUGAUUGCUAUUUGUAUUAUAUUGUAAAGUGUAAAGGAAUAAGGAAUUCAAAAGCUAUUUGCGAAGGACAGCUUAUACACCAAGAUGGAACCCUGAUAUGUUUGACAGGGCAACAGGGUGUGUUCAGAGUUAAGUCCUCUUACUCAAGGCAAUGA
This is a messenger RNA of Encephalitozoon intestinalis ATCC 50506, 873 nucleotides long. RefSeq names its product acylcoenzyme A thioesterase II. Bases 1 to 873 code for a protein of 290 amino acids. NCBI's taxonomy places the organism in Eukaryota, Fungi, Microsporidia, Unikaryonidae. The record is from RefSeq and is a predicted model, not a curated record. Gene Ontology annotation, molecular function: fatty acyl-CoA hydrolase activity. The transcript has a single exon. Gene Ontology annotation, cellular component: peroxisomal matrix. Gene Ontology annotation, biological process: fatty acid catabolic process; acyl-CoA metabolic process.